AGCAGAAGAGCAGCUCCAUUUGCGCUAUAUUUUUAAUGAAAUGAGCUUGCUCUCUCUCUCUCGCUCUGUGUGUGUGUGUUUGUUUCAAUAAUGGAAUUUUUGCAGGACGCUAGGAUCCUCGUUUCUCGAUUGCAGCGACAACAAUCAAUUGUUCCUCAUUCUCUACUUCUUCGCCUGUAAUCGCCACCACUCCGGAGAAUUUCUCUUUUAUCUGUCGCUUUUGUCUCAGGGUUAUAUGUAAUCUGAAAGUUUGGGAGGGUUGGAGUUAUCGUUUGGAUUUUUGAGUGCGCGGAUGAGGAUGUCUGCGAGGGAGCAUCAAACAGUCCCGCUUUCUGUUCUGCUAAAAAGAGAAUUGGCGAACGAGAGGAUUGAGAAACCUGAGCUGUCGCAUGGGCAGGCUAGUCAGAGUAAGAAAGGGGAGGACUUCACGUUGAUCAAGACUGAAUACGAAAGGGUUGGUGGCGAUGGGGUCAGCACAUAUUCCGUUUUCGGGUUAUUUGAUGGGCACAACGGGUCUGCAGCUGCAAUAUACACAAAAGAGAAUCUUCUAAGCAAUGUCGUAAAUGCCAUUCCUCCUGACCUUAACAGAGAUGAAUGGGUAGCGGCAUUGCCACGAGCUUUGGUUGCGGGCUUUGUGAAAACAGAUAAAGAGUUUCAAGCAAAAGCACAAACAUCAGGAACAACAGUCACCUUAGUGAUAAUUGAAGGAUGGGUCAUAACAGUUGCUUCUGUCGGAGAUUCCAGCUGCAUUCUUGAAUCUGCUGAAGGAGAUAUCUAUUGCUUGUCAGCAGACCAUAGGCUUGAAUGCAAUGAAGAAGAGAGGGAGCGCAUUACUGCUAGUGGAGGUGAGGUGGGACGACUUAAUACUGGUGGGGGUGCAGAGAUUGGUCCUUUGAGAUGUUGGCCAGGUGGCUUGUGCCUUUCACGAUCUAUUGGAGAUGUAGAUGUCGGUGAAUUCAUUGUUCCUGUUCCUUAUGUGAAGCAAGUUAAGUUAUCUACUGGGGGUGGUAGGGUUAUUAUCUCAAGUGAUGGUGUUUGGGAUGCUUUAUCUACUGAAGUGGCUCUUGAUUGCUGUCGUGGAAUGCCUGCAGAAGCUGCUGCUGCACAAAUUGUCAAACAAGCUGUGCGCAUGAAGGGGCUUAGGGAUGAUACAACCUGCAUUGUGAUUGAUAUAUCGCAACUGGAUAAGCCGGCUGCUCCUGUGCCAGCACCAAAGAGACAGGUGAGGGGAGUGCUCAAGUCCAUGUUUCGCAGAAAAUCCUCAGAACCAUCUCCUCAAGUUGGUAAUGAAUAUAAAGAUGUGGUAGAGGAAUUGUAUGAGGAAGGAUCAGCCAUUCUUUCUGAGAGGUUAGAUACGAAGUAUCCACUUUGCAACAUGUUUAAGUUGUUUAAAUGUGCAGUCUGUCAAGUAGAGAUGAAACCUGAAGAGGGCAUUUCAAUACAUGCUGGCUCAACUAAUUCAAGAAUGCUGCGUCCCUGGGAUGGUCCCUUCCUUUGCGUAAGUUGCCAGGAGAAGAAAGAAGCCAUGGAAGGAAAGAGACCAUGAGGAGAUAGAAGCGAACGUGACUAGCUUGCCUGCCAUCCCCAUAUUUGUGUGCUAACAAUUGUUUCAAAGUUUAACAUACAUAGGAAGAUGGAACCGCUUCACGCUGUUCCCCUGUUCAAUUCUCUUGGGGGGGGGGGGGUGUGUCAGCCAUUUGUGUUCAAAUUAGCAUUUUGAUCUCCUCAGCUGCUUUAUUGCUUCAAAUCAGAAGACCAGAGUUAGAGCGACUCAAUUAGGCAAAUCUGUUUCUGGCUGGAGAAAUAACAGCUGUGGCUGCCACCUCCUAACAUUCAUGGAAGACUUUGAUGAAGCUUGCCAGUGCUUAGUGACACAUCAGAGAUCAUUUAUUUUUCCAUCCGAGUCAAUUCAUUGUCCAAUUCGUAGAGCUAACAUCAACUUCAAGUCACAAUGGCCUUAUGUGUAAUAUUGUUAUAUAGGCCGUUCAUUCAAAAUGAGGCAAAACUUGUACUAUCAGCCUGCUGUAUGAAUUUGUUCAUGUAACAUUCACUCCUUCCCUUUGACGCCGCAUGUGAAGCUUCAUUAUUUCGUUCAA
This is a messenger RNA of Manihot esculenta (cassava), 2096 nucleotides long. Its product is annotated as probable protein phosphatase 2C 12. Bases 293 to 1546 code for a protein of 417 amino acids. The transcript has 10 exons. Gene Ontology annotation, biological process: protein dephosphorylation. Gene Ontology annotation, molecular function: protein serine/threonine phosphatase activity. Lineage: Eukaryota; Viridiplantae; Streptophyta; Magnoliopsida; Malpighiales; Euphorbiaceae. The record is from RefSeq and is a predicted model, not a curated record.